Xenopus laevis (African clawed frog) is the source of this 4328-nucleotide messenger RNA. RefSeq names its product ELKS/RAB6-interacting/CAST family member 1 S homeolog (gene erc1.S). Gene Ontology annotation, biological process: maintenance of presynaptic active zone structure; neuromuscular synaptic transmission; protein transport. The record is from RefSeq and is a predicted model, not a curated record. Gene Ontology annotation, molecular function: structural constituent of presynaptic active zone. Gene Ontology annotation, cellular component: cytoskeleton of presynaptic active zone; presynapse. The transcript is spliced from 21 exons. The coding region runs from base 314 to 3712 and encodes 1132 amino acids. Lineage: Eukaryota; Metazoa; Chordata; Amphibia; Anura; Pipidae.
CGUACGGUGGCCCCGUCAGGACAUUUGGUUUAUUUGGUGAGCGCGCACGUCACUCCCCGAGCUGCUACAUUCCGCCCAGCGCCGGACACCACGGGAGUCGGGACUCACCGAAAACGCCGGACGGGAGUGGUUUUUAUAGAGGCCUGGAUAUUGCAGGUCACAUGAGCUGGACAUCUAAUAAACAUGGGAAAUUCAUUAUCCUUAAUAAACUGUUAAUUAAUUGACGCCAUUGCCAGCCCAUAAUCUCAACGGAGACAGGAGGAACCAUUUAACUGACAUUUGUUUAAAAGCCGGCCCCCCUCCAACCACAGCUAUGUAUGGAAGUUCUCGUUCAGUCGGGAAGGUGGAGUCCACCAGCCAGAGUCCUGGUCGCUCCCCGCGACUUCCGCGUUCUCCUCGGUUAGGCCACCGCCGCACAAACAGCACUGGAGGGAGUUCUGGAGGGACCCCUGGUGGUGGAAGUGGAAAGACCCUGUCAAUGGAAAACAUCCAGUCUCUUAAUGCUGCUUAUGCCACGGCCAGCCCCAUGUAUCUCAGCGACCAUGAAAAUAUCGGGAGUGACACACCCAAAAGCACCAUGACUUUGGGGAGGUCUGGAGGGAGGCUUCCCUAUGGUGUAAGAAUGACCGCAAUGGGAAGCAGUCCCAACAUUACCACUAGUGGGGUGGCCAGCGACACCAUUGCCUUUGGGGACCAUCACUUAACACCGGUCAGCAUGGCGUCCACCGUACCCCAUUCACUACGCCAGGCCCAAAACAACACUAUCAUGGACCUUCAGGCCCAACUCAAGGAAGUCCUAAGGGAAAACGACCUUCUACGCAAAGACGUUGAGGUAAAAGAGAGUAAGCUCAGCUCCUCCAUGAACAGCAUCAAGACCUUCUGGAGCCCCGAGCUGAAGAAAGAACGAGCCUUGCGUAAAGACGAGGUGUCCAAGAUCAACGUGUGGAAGGAGCAGUACCGGGUUGUCCAAGAGGAGAGUCAGCACCUACACAUGAGCAUUCAGGCAAUGCAGGACGAGCUGAGGAUCCAGAGGGACCUGAAUCAGCUGUUCCAGCAGGACAACCUUGGCCGCCUCAAGGAACCCUUUACCGGUGAGCUGACGGAGGACAACUUCCGACUUCUGCACGUGGAGCAUGACCGCCAAGCCAAGGAACUUUUCCUGCUGCACAAAACACUCGAAGAGAUGGAGCUGCGCAUCGACACGCAAAAACAGACGCUCAACGCCAGGGACGAGUCCAUCAAAAAGCUGCUGGAGAUGCUGCAGAGCAAAGGCAUCCCCAAUAAAGUCAUGGAGGAAGACCAUGAGCGGACGCGAAGGCUGGCCGAAGCCGAGAUGCACGUGCACCACCUCGACAGCCUGCUGGAGCAAAAAGAGAAGGAGAACAACAUCCUUAGAGAGGAAUUGCACCGGCGCUUUGAGAAUGCCCCAGAUUCGGCUAAGACCAAGGCACUUCAGACGGUGAUCGAAAUGAAGGACUCUAAGAUCACCUCCAUGGAGAGAGGGCUCCGGGACAUGGAGGAAGAGAUUCACAUGCUGAAAUCCAACGGGGCCCUGAGCACGGAGGAGCGGGAGGAAGAAAUGAAGCAGAUGGAGGUUUAUCGCAGCCACUCCAAGUUUAUGAAGAACAAGGUAGAGCAACUGAAAGAGGAGCUGAGCGCUAAGGAGAUUCAGGCGGAGGAUCUGAGGAAGAGAACGUCAGCUCUGCAGACCGAGCUGUCAAGCAUUGGGCAGGUGAAGCAGGAACUCUCCCGUAAGGACACGGAACUCCUGGCCCUGCAGACUAAGCUGGAGACCCUCACCAACCAGUUCUCUGACAGCAAGCAGCACGUGGAGGUCCUAAAGGAAUCCCUCACCGCCAAGGAGCAGCGAGCGGCCAUACUGCAAACUGAGGUGGAUGCCUUGCGCCUGCGUCUUGAGGAGAAAGAGACGAUGCUGAACAAGAAGACAAAGCAGAUUCAGGAAAUGUCAGAAGAGAAGGGAACCCUUUCUGGGGAGAUUCAUGACCUCAAGGACAUGCUGGAUGUGAAAGAGCGCAAAGUCAAUGUGCUGCAGAAAAAGAUAGAAAACCUUCAAGAGCAGCUGCGAGACAAAGAGAAGCAGCUGGGCAGCCUGAAGGACCGUGUAAAGUCCCUGCAGGCUGACACCACAAACACAGACACCGCCCUCACCACACUGGAGGAGGCGCUCGCGGAAAAAGAGAGGAUCAUUGAGCGCCUGAAAGAUCAAAGGGACCGGGAUGAGCGAGAGAAACAAGAAGAGCUGGAGUCCUCCAAGAAAGAGCUCAAGGACCUCAGGGAAAAAGUCAGCGUUCUGCAGGGAGACCUUUCCGAAAAAGAGUCCUCGCUGCUCGAUCUGAAGGAACACGCGUCGACUCUCGCCUCCUCCGGCCUGAAGAAGGACUCUCGACUCAAAACCCUAGAGAUCGCCCUGGAGCAGAGGAAAGAGGAGUGUCUGAAGCUGGAGAGUCAGCUCAGGAAGCACUCUGAUGGGUUGCCUCACACAGGGAAAGCAGCCCACGAGGCUGCUCAAGAGGCCAAAUCCAGCCCGGAAAUGAACGAGCUGGAAAGGGAAGUGACAAGGUACCGGGAGGAAGCUGGGAAAUCUCAGGCCGAGGUCGAUCGGUUACUGGACAUCCUGAAAGAGAUGGAAAACGAGAAAAACGAGAAGGAUACCAAGAUUGCAGAGCUAGAGAGCAUCACAUCCAGGCAAAACAAAGAUCAGAAUAAGAAAGUGGCGACACUAAAGCACAAGGAACAAGUGGAGAAGAAGAAGAACGCGCAGCUCUUGGACGAAGCCAGGAGGAGAGAAGACAACCUGACAGACAGCUCGCAGCAAUUACAGGACGUCAUGCUCCAGAAAGACGACCGCAUCGAGGAGCUGGAGGAGGCGUUGCGGGAAAGCGUCCAGAUCACAGCAGAGCGAGAAAUGGUGCUGGCACAGGAGGAAUCGGCAAGGAACAAUUACCAAAAACAGGUGGAGGAACUGAUGUCUGCGAUGGAGAAGGUGAAGCACGAGUUGGAGUCCAUGAAGGCAAAACUGUCGUCUACCCAGCACUCCCUGGCAGAGAAAGAGAUCCAUCUGACCAACUUGCGUGCCGAGAGGCGCAAACACCUGGAGGAGGUGCUGGAAAUGAAGCAGGAGGCCCUCCUGGCAGCCAUCAGUGAGAAAGAUGCCAACAUUGCUCUGCUGGAGUUGUCCUCCUCCAAGAAGAAGAAGACCCAGGACGAGGUGGCUUCAUUGAAGAGGGAGAAGGACAGACUGGUGCAGCAGCUGAAACAGCAGACACAGAACAGGAUGAAGCUGAUGGCUGAUAACUAUGAAGGAGACCAUAUGAAAUCCUGCGGCCACUCCAACCAAAUCAAUCACAAGCCCUCCCCCGAUCAGAUGAUCCAGCCCCUCAUAGAACUUGACCAGAACCGCAGCAAACUCAAACUGUACAUUGGCCACCUGACUGCUCUGUGCCAGGACAGAGAUCCCCAGAUUCUCCAGGAGCUCCACCCACCUGCGGCCUAUUACCUGGAGGACAACCAGGCAGCCUGGGAGCAGAGGCUGCAGAAGAUGACAACAGAGGAGCUGACCCAAGAGCUGGAAAAGUGUGAACACGAGAGCGCCGAACUGCAGGAAUUCGCCAACGCCAUCCUGCAGCAAAUCGCUGAUCACUGCCCUGACAUUUUGGAGCAAGUUGUCAACGCCUUAGAGGAGUCCUCCUGACCUCCCCCCAAACACAGGAACGAGAGAGCCAGCCUUCCGGAUGGACGUGGCGUCCGCUGACCUAUCCCUUCACCCGCUGGUGUUGCACCUUGGGAUUGGGAACUGCACUUUCAGCCUUGCACUGCCUGUCCACUCACUGACCGUUUCCAAAGAACCCAGAAUGGGGGCUGUUCCUUUCUCGAAACGCUCUCUGGGUUUGCCUCCAGGACCAAACCAUUUCCAUAGCUGUUGGGGGAGGAACGUGUCCCAUCACCAUUUAUUUGUCACCAUCUCUGUUUCAAUUUUAAUUACUCAGAGCAGAGACUUAAUGCAAUAAUAAGGGGGUUCCUGGUGGACGUAUGUCAGAGGGUUAGAGCUGGGGUCAAUCUAUACUGAGCCUCGCCAUAAACUGUUCGAGAAAUGUCUACAGAAACCCUAGUCAGCCCAACACAUAAUGUAUUGUACACUACUGCAAACCCGUAGCCCGAGGUCCGUCACUAUCAAAUACACUAUCUACUCUUUUUGCUUUCAUCCUACUGUAACUGGGUGUUCUAUGUCUAUGACCUGCCAUAUUUCCGAGGAUUUGGAGCAGCGCAGUACCUUCCUUCCUACCAGAAUAAUCACCCUACCAAUUAGA